AGAGGAACACCGCUUUUUCAAUUAAACAUGGCGGCUUCCCUAAUGGAGCAGAGUUGCUGAACAUAUUAAAUAUGUGAAAGCUGCUACUUUAUCAAGCCUGUCACGAUAGUCACGUUAAGUUGCUGGUGCUACGACGGAGUAAAGAGUGUCUAUCGGAAAAUUGCAGUGUUUACCAGGAUUUGAAAACCAUGCUGUCCACAUAGUGAGAGAAGCAGAGCAGCAUCAUGGAGUAUUCUUCUCAGGAGGGGGAAACUCAACUGAAUCCCCAACAAGUCACCCCUCAGGUAGUCGAUAUGACCACCAGUGAACGGGUGGUGGAUCUUCUGAAUCAGGCUGCCCUAAUACCAACGGAUGAAAAGCUAAAUGUGCUCAAACAGGUUCAGGAGCUCAUCAUUAACAAGGAUCCCUCCCUUCUUGACAAUUUCUUGGAUGAGUUGAUCGCCUUUCAGACAGAUAAGUCUAUAGAAGUGCGAAAGUUUGUCAUUGGCUUCAUAGAGGAAGCAUGUAAAAGGGACAAUGAGCUCCUUCUCAGACUGAUUGCCAAUCUGAACAUGUUGCUGAGAGAUGACAGUGUGAACGUGGUGAAGAAAGCCAUCCUCACACUCACACAACUGUACAAGGUGUCUCUGCAGUGGCUGGUGCGCUCUAAAGCAGUAUCCGAGAGGCAGGAGGCAUCCUGGGAUAUGGUCACACAGAUGAAAGGAGAUGUUCUGGCCUUGCUGGACUCUGAAAAUGACGGCGUGCGCACUCACGCCAUCAAGUUCACAGAAUCAUUAAUCAUCACUCUGUCGCCGCGGACGUCAGACUCUGAUGUUCCCAAGCGACAGGAAGGGGACAUCAGCCUGGAUAAAGUUCCAAGAGAUCACUCAUACAUUCGCUACUCUGCUCUGUGUGAAGAGGGGAAGGCUGCACUGGAGAAGCUGCUGAAGUUCAUGGUCCAUCCGGCCAUUUCAAGCAUCAACCUCACCACCACGCUGGGCUCCCUCGCCACCAUCGCCCGGCAGAGGCCCAUGUUCAUGUCCGAGGUGGUGCAGGCGUAUGAGAUGUUACACGCAAACUUGCCACCAACACUGGCCAAGUCUCAGGUCAGCAGUGUGCGAAAGAACCUGAAGCUGCACUUGGUGGCGGUCCUGAAGCACCCCUGCAGCCUGGAGUUCCAGGGUCAGAUCAGCACUCUGCUGCUGGACCUAGGAAUGGCCCAGAGUGAAAUCACACGCUCCACACCUGCACCCCGAGAGCCGCGCAAAAGGCCUCGCCAUGACGAAUACACAGAGGGGAAAAAGGUCAAGAUGGAGCCAGCACUGAAUGAAGAUGAUGAGGACAAAGAGGAGCCCCCCCCUCAGUCGCUCCCUAAACCAGCUGCUGUUCCAGGGGCCCAGUCUGCCAUCGACCUGACUGCUGAGUUCCUGCACCCGCUGCUGUCCCCUGAGAACGUAGCCAACCUGGUGCUCAUCAGCAUGGUGUAUCUGCCAGACAUCAUGCCGGCCUCCUUCCAGGCCACAUACACACCUGUGGAGUCAGCAGGCACCGACGCCCAGAUUAAACAUCUGGCCAGGCUGAUGGCCACGCAGAUGACUGCAGCUGGCAUCGGUCCAGGGCUGGAGCAGUGCAAAGCCAGAGAAGACAAUGCAGGCAAAGACAACGAGGAUGAAGCUGGGUCCAAAGACCUGCUCAUCAAGCGCAAACUUCCUGGGGUGAUGGUAGGACAGGCCAUCUCUGUGGUGGGGGGUUAUGAAAAAGAAAAGGCUCCCGCAGAGGCCCCCGCCACCGUCAAGAGGCUCCCUGAACCCAUCGUUCCUACUGCUCAGACCAAGAUGACAGGGGCGAGUGGAAGGAAAAAAGUGUUUAGAUUGUCAGAUGUAGUCCAGCCUUUAUCUGACACCCAGAUAGAAAAGUUAACCUCCAGAGCCGUCAAACGCAUCCUGCACUCAGAGAAGGCCAUCGCUCAGAGCGGCAUGUCACAUGUCAGAGUGAAGCUCCUCUCCAAGCUUGUAACACAGUUUGAAGGGAUGAUGAAAGAAGACGUGCUGGCAUUUAUCCUGGAGGACAUCAGGACCAGGAGUGACCUGGCCUUUUCUCUCCUCUACCAAGAGUACAAUACUUACCUCAGCCAGCUGCCAAACGGGCUGCUGGACAGUUAUGACCACUGCCUCUGCACCCUGCUGUCAGGCCUGCAGGAGAAACCCGAGCAGAGGGACGGACUCUUCACCAAGCUGGUUCUGGAGGCUCCCCUUAUAACGGAGUCAGCGCUGGAAGUAAUCCGUCGGUACUGUGAGGACGAGUCUCGGGUCUAUUUGGGCAUGACCACUCUGAAGGAGCUGAUCGUCAAACGGCCCUCGCGACAGUUCCAGUAUCUGCACGUCCUGCUGGAUCUCAGCUCACAUGAGAAAGAGAAGGUGAGGACAACUGCCCUGGCUUUUCUGAAGCGUAUGUAUGAGAAGGAUCAGCUGAGGGACUACAUUGAGAAGUUUGCCCUGAACUACAUGCAGCUUCUGGUCCAUCCCAACCCUCCAUCUCUGCUCUUUGGGGCCGACAAGGACACAGAGGUGGCUGCUCCCUGGACUGAAGAGACGGUGAGACAGUGUCUCUUCCUCUACCUGUCCCUGCUGCCUCUCAACCACCGGCUAGUCCACGAGCUGGCGUCCGUCUACACCGAGGCCAUUGCUGACAUCAAGCGCAGUGUGUUGCGAGCCAUAGAGCAGCCUAUCCGUGGGAUGGGGAUGAAUUCGCCGGAGCUGCUGCUGUUGGUGGAAAACUGUCCUAAAGGGGCAGAGACGUUAGUGACCCGCUGUCUCCACAUUCUGACCGAUAAAGUGCCCCCGUCUCCAGAGCUGGUGGAGAGAGUGCGAGACCUUUACCACAAACGAGUGCCAGAUGUUCGUUUCCUCAUUCCAGUCAUCAAUGGCCUCGAAAAGAAUGAAGUCAUCCAGGCUCUCCCCAAGCUCAUCAAGCUCAACCCCAUCGUGGUGAAGGAGGUGUUCAACCGUCUCUUAGGGACCCAGCACAGUGAGGGGAGUUCAUCUGUGUCCCCUCUCACCCCGGGAGACCUGCUGAUUGCCUUACACAACAUUGACUCAACCAAAUGUGACAUGAAGUCCAUCAUUAAAGCUACCAACCUGUGCUUCGGUGAGAAAAACGUGUACACAUCAGAGGUUCUGGCGGUGGUGAUGCAGCAGCUGAUGGAGCAGAGCCCCCUCCCCAUGCUGCUCAUGCGCACCGUCAUCCAGUCCCUCACCAUGUAUCCCCGACUGGGAGGCUUCGUCAUGAACAUCCUGUCCCGCCUCAUCAGCAAGCAGGUGUGGAAGUAUCCUAAGGUGUGGGAGGGCUUUGUGAAGUGCUGCCAGAGGACCAAACCUCAGUCGUACAGCGUGCUGCUGCAGCUGCCGGCUGCCCUGCUCAGCAGCGUGUUUGAGCGCUGCCCAGAGAUGAGGGAGCCUCUCCUGCAGCACGUCCUCUCCUUCACCACUCACCAGCAAGCUCACAUACCUGCCUCUAUCAUGGCAGUCCUGGAAGCGAAUAAAAAGCCAGAACCAAAGUCUGUCGAGCCUGUGGUGGUCAUAGAGCCCGUCGUAGAGCAAGAGAUGGAGCCACUUCCUGCCUCGGUUCCUGUCUGUGUGGAAGCAGAGGCUCGCACUGCAGCAGUGGGAGAACCGGAGCAGCAACAGCAUAGCACCAUAAAGGAGGAGGAGGAACCAAUGGAGCAGGAGGACUCUGCUCCAAUGACACAGGAGGAGUGUGGUGACGCUGUAUCCCAGGAGGAGUUGACAAGACAAGAUGAGACCCCGCGUCCAACGCCAACCCCGACUCCCUCCCCUGAACCAGCAGCAGCUGAGGAGCCGAUGGAGGCGUCUCAGGCUGAGUCCUCAGACCUGCAGGAGCCUGAACACGCUGGAGAGGCUGAGGUCACAGGACCUGAGGCUGGGAGCGGCAGUGAAAACGGAGACUGACAAAACACAUGCGCCAUACACAUUUCUGUCUUUGCAAACACACGUUACCAGGAUUUCUGGAUAAGAGAAAGCUCUUUGUUCUUUUUGUACUUGAGAAAAAAUAAUUUUGUGGGAAAAAGAUCAAGAUAAUUGUGCAUAUGGACUCAAUAUACGUUAAUGUGAUGGCACAAAGUUGGCAAAUAAAAAAAGAAAAUGCUUCAA
Molecule: messenger RNA, 4148 nt
Organism: Eleginops maclovinus (Patagonian blennie)
Lineage: Eukaryota; Metazoa; Chordata; Actinopteri; Perciformes; Eleginopidae
Gene: sympk
Product: symplekin
Exons: 27
Coding region: 225-3947 (1240 amino acids)
Cellular component (GO): mRNA cleavage and polyadenylation specificity factor complex
Source: RefSeq, a predicted model, not a curated record